This is a messenger RNA of Striga asiatica, 3697 nucleotides long. Lineage: Eukaryota; Viridiplantae; Streptophyta; Magnoliopsida; Lamiales; Orobanchaceae. The record is from the annotation of a GenBank genome assembly.
UUUUCCCAUUUCGAAAUAAACCCUCUCGUCCCGGCCCAAGGUACCUUCUUUUCUUCUCCGAUCACAUCCUGUCUUUUCUCUCUUUCUCUUUCAUUAAAAGCUUCGCUCGUACGACGACCGAGUUCCCAACACUGCUAUAGUUUGUUUACAGCUGUGGACAAUUUAUACGGCAAAGCAUACUGUAUUAAUGCAUUCAUCAAUCCUUUUUUCUGACCCUUUUUCAAUUGUACACAAACCUGCAGUCAGAAUGUCUCACCCCAAAGAUUUAAAGUUCACCUUGAAAGCCAUUAUAAACAAGCAAAAGACUAAGGUUCUUUAUGUGGAGGCCGAUGGUGAUUUUGCAGAUGUUUUGUUGAGCUUCCUGACGUUGCCAUUGGGUACUAUCGUUCGAGUCUUGAACAAACACUAUGGUGAUGAGGCCCCUGUUGUAGGAAGCUUAACCACUUUGUACAGCGGCUUACGCAAUUUGGACAAUGGCCUUUUCUCGUCAGAGGACUGUAAGAACCUGCUGCUCUACCCGAUACGGUCGUCCGAGGUUGAAUGUCGUCGGCUGAAAAUCAACGUUGACGACACGCCGCCCACAAGGUACUUCAGAUGUGGAGGCAUGAUUUGUAGAUUCCGUGAAUCUCCAAAUGUAAGCAUGUACUUCAGGGGACUGAAAUGCGAUUGUGGGCAACCGUUGGACGAAAAAAUUUACGUGAGAGGUGUGGAUGAUGGUGGCGGCGGGGUGUUUAUUGCAAGUAAAGCAUCAUUAAUCAUAUCUGAUGAUCUUCAAGUAUUGCCUAACGUGAUGAGUUCCGCUAUGCAAAUUCUCCGCAACUUAGGCAUUAUGGAUACAGUCGGGAUCGAGGAAAGGAGUGUAACUUUCGGAUUCAAUGAGAUAAUGGAUUUGCUGAAGGGGUCAUUAGUUUCUCGGGCACCAUUUACGGAACUUAUUCUCGAUAAAAACCCGAUGAACCAUGUUGCGAUGAAGUGCGAGAUAGGUUUCCUGCCAGUUGAUCUGAUCAAGCAACUAGCUGAAACUUGCAGUGCUAAUAAAAUGACUGUGAACGCCAUUGUAUCGGCUAAUAAGCUAUUAUUUGCUGAAGUUGAUGCUAGUUUUGUGGAUUUCCUAUUUAGUUUGCUGGUUGUUCCCUUAGGAAGGGUCGAGUGCCUACUGCGCUGUGACACAUGUCUUAAUAACAUUGACAAUUUGCACAAAAGCGUAGAGAAUAAGAGUGCUGAAAAGACAAAUGCAAAGCCAAAGCCCAGCUACUCCAUCCAAAGUAUAGGCUGUCUGUCACCUUUGCAGUCGGUGAACUCAUCAGGUGGCUGUUUGGUGAACUGUUAUAAGUUUCCGGAAAAUGAAGUGGCCUACUCUAGUAGUCAGUACCUUCCAUGGCAGGAAAAAUAUGUUAAACGAAAUACUAUGUAUAUGGUGACUGACGAUUUAACUGUGACUCCCUUGUCUUCCUUCUCGGGCUUUUCAAUUCUUAACAGCCUCAAAAUCCCAUUAUCUGAAGUCAAGGAACUCGAGCUGGUUGUUGGCUCUGAGCAUACUGAAAGCAUCUCUGACUUCGUCUCGCGCCUUAACCGAUGGUCUCAUCAAUCCAUUUUUAAGGAAACAAUUGAAGCAAGAGGGAUAAGGAUUCAUACAAGAUCCGAGCUGGGCUCGUGCAAUAAUACAACAAUGUCUGCCCCUAAGGAUGUUCAGUUCACAUUGAAAGUCAUGAUAAAUAAAGAUAAAACUAAGGUUCUCUUUGCAGAGGCCGACAGCUAUUUCACCGAUGUCUUGUUGAGCUUCUUGACACUGCCAUUGGGAAAGAUAGCGAAAGUCGUCGUGGAACACUAUGGAGACAACACACUGGUAGUCGGGAGCUUGACCUCUUUGUACAAUGUGACAGGUAAACAAAUGCUGCUAAACCCGAGAAGCGUUUUUGAUAAAGAAUGCCGAAAACUGAAGCUGAAUCUUUGUGAUUCCGAGCCCACCAAGUACUUCACAUGCGGACAGUCGUCCAGUGGGAACCACAAUUUCAGCAUGUACUAUGAUAGUGUUAGAUGUGAUUGUGGGAAAACUAUGAGCACAGAAACAAAAUUAAGAUCAUCUGAGACUGUUGAAGAUGGUGAUGAUCGAGCUUUUUGCACGAAAGAUGCUUCCUUUAUAAUCAGUGAUGAAAUGCGUGUGGCGCCUUAUGUGGUGGGGUCCGUCUUGAGAAUUCUUGUGGAACUUGGUAUUACGGACACCAAAGGGGCCGAGAUGAGGAGUGUGACGUUCGGAUAUAAUGAGGCGAGUCUUGAUUCUAUUAUUAUAGAUUUGCUAAAAGGCAUACUCGUAUCACGGACUCCUUUGACCGAUAUCAUACUUGGAAGAACUCAAAAUAACUCUGAAGUUCAGAAGAAGAUCGAACCUGGAGUUUUUAUACCAAAGACUGAGGAAGCAGCUGCUUCUAACUCUGAGAAGAUGAUGAUACUAAAAGUUGUAAUGCAAAGGUCUACACGAGUGUUUCUUUUUGCGCAAGCCAAGGGCGAUUUUGCCGAUUUUCUCUUUAGUUUGCUCACGAUCCCACUCGGUGGAGCUUUGUCGCUUCUGGGGAGCAGCACUGGUGUUACAAGUUUAGACAAUUUAUACACUAGUCUAGAAAAUAUCAAUGGUGACAAUCACUUGAAGACUAAAGAUACAAUGACCAAAUUACUGAAUACCCAACUACCUGUCGGAUAUAUGUCCCCAAGCCAACUUUUCCCUCUAACCGAAGUAGGAUUUCCUGAACUUCAUUUUGUUGGAAACACUGGAUUUCCUGGGAAUAUUGAUUAUUUGUCUCCUUCAACUGUGACAUAUACAUAUAAAGCGUUUCGUUCUUGGACUGAUCGUGCGUAUGUGGCACAAAGAACGUCCAAUUUGCUUCGUCUCAAGUUUCCAAAAGGCAAUGAGAAUUAUGUAAGAGUGCCAACAACGUAUAUGGUGACGGAUGAUUUAACCGUUACUCCAUUGUGUGUGACCUCAAGCCUUUCUAUUUUGGACCGGCUGGGAAUUCCGUUGUCUGAUGUGGAAGAAUUGGAGCUUAACAUUGGAUUGGAAGAGGCUCUGAGCAUUUUGAAGGCAUCUCUUGCCUCUAAUUCGGCGCUGACCAAUGGCCUUUUCGGACCAUCAUUAAGAAAAGAAAGAACGAAAAAAGUUUCCUCAUGUUUCCAGUUGGGGAUUGGAAGAACAUGCUGCUCUAGUUGUUUACAGGUGAGGAAAAUUUAUACGGCAAAGCAUAAUUCAUUAAUGUUCACCCUGAAAGCCAUAAUAAACAAGCAAAAGACUAAGGUUCUUUAUGUGGAGGCCGAUAGCGAUUUCGCAGAUGUUUUGUUGAGCUUCCUGACGUUGCCAUUGGGUACUAUUGUUCGAGUCUUGAAAAAACACUAUGGUGAUGAUGCCCCUGUUGUAGGAAGCUUAACCACUUUGUACAAUGGCUUACGCAAUUUGGACAAUGGCUUUUUCUCGUCAGAGGACUGUAAGAACCUGCUCCUCAACCCGAUAAGGUCGUCCGAGGUCGAAUGUCGUCGGCUGAAAAUCAACAUUGACGACACGCCGCCCACAAGGUACUUCGAAUGUGGAGACAAAAAAUGUCAAUUUCCGACUCUAAGCAUGUGCUUCAGCGGAUUGAAAUGCGAUAAUGGAUUUGCUGAAAGGGUCAUUAGCUUCCCGGGCACCAUUCACGGAACUUAUACUCGAUAA